This is a messenger RNA of Nymphalis io (European peacock), 2461 nucleotides long. RefSeq names its product ras-related GTP-binding protein A (gene RagA-B). Gene Ontology annotation, cellular component: Gtr1-Gtr2 GTPase complex; nucleus; lysosome. Bases 251 to 1174 code for a protein of 307 amino acids. NCBI's taxonomy places the organism in Eukaryota, Metazoa, Arthropoda, Insecta, Lepidoptera, Nymphalidae. The transcript is spliced from 7 exons. Gene Ontology annotation, molecular function: GTP binding; GTPase activity. Gene Ontology annotation, biological process: cellular response to starvation; regulation of autophagy; cellular response to amino acid stimulus. The record is from RefSeq and is a predicted model, not a curated record.
ACAUAGUUAGGUACCAAUUUCACUCGCAAUCAUAUAAUUUGGGUAAUAAUUAAAACGUAACAGUUAACACUUCUUUUUAAAUUUUUCAUUAAACAUUGAAAGUACAUACUGUAAGGUCCUUAUAAACAAUACCGUACCUUAGAGCUGUACUAGUAAUAAAUUGCUAAUCGCAAAAGUUUUAGUAGAUAAAAGAAAUUUCCAGUAAUAAAAGUUGCUCUGAUCUUGAACCCUGACCCAAUAGUUUGUCAUCAUGAAGAAAAAGGUGCUCUUGAUGGGGAAAAGUGGUUCUGGGAAGACGAGCAUGAGGUCCAUUAUAUUUGCCAACUAUAUAGCAAGAGACACAAGGCGACUAGGCGCUACAAUUGAUGUUGAACAUUCGCAUGUCAGAUUUCUUGGCAAUCUUGUUCUUAAUUUAUGGGACUGUGGAGGUCAGGAAGCCUUCAUGGAGAACUACUUUGCGUCACAGAGGGAUAAUAUCUUCAGAAAUGUUGAAGUCCUGAUAUAUGUAUUUGAUGUUGAGAGCAGGGAAAUGGAAAAGGAUAUGCACUACUACCAGUCAUGCUUAGAAGCUAUUCUACAGAACUCACCAGAAGCAAGAAUAUUCUGUCUAGUGCAUAAAAUGGACCUUGUGGCUGAGGAGCGACGGGAAGAGAUCUUCAAAACACGAGAAGAGGAUUUGAUAAGACUUUCUAAACCACUUGAAUGUACCUGUUUUAGGACUAGUAUAUGGGAUGAAACACUUUAUAAGGCAUGGUCAAGCAUAGUAUACAAAUUAAUACCCAAUGUUAAGGCACUAGAAUCUUCACUCAAGCAGUUCGCAGCAAUAGUAGAUGCUGAUGAGGUACUUUUAUUUGAACGGGCAACAUUUUUAGUAGUGUCACACUGUCAACGGCGACCGCACCGGGACGCGCAUCGUUUUGAAAAAGUCUCCAAUAUUGUAAAACAAUUUAAAUUAUCUUGCUCCAAGCUAGCAGCACAAUUUCAAAGCAUGGAAGUGCGAAACAGUGUAUUUGCGGCAUUCAUAGAUGGGUUCACGAGCAACACGUACGUCAUGGUCGAGAUGUCGGACCCUAAGAUACCGUCUGAAGCCACCCUCAUCAACAUUCGCAAUGCUAGAAAGCACUUUGAAAAACUUGAAAAGGUUUCAUCAAGUGCUCCCAGCCAGUACCAGUAAAAAAUAACAAAAAACAAGCUUAAUGCUUUACAAUAUCUCAAUCUCCUUGCCAAAGCGAGAAAAACAAACAUGUUUUUAAUUUGCACAGAUUAUAUACGUUAUUUUACUAUAGAUUGUAUAAACUGUGACAUUAGUAUUUUUUUGAAAGUAUAUAUAAGUUAAUAUAUAUAUAUGUAUAUUAUAAAACUAGCUAAUGCCCUACUUGUGUUGCGUUGUAAUUUUUUUUAAACAGUUGUCUGAUACGUCUUGCGCCCCGUUUAUCGUUGAUAGUACUAUGGCAGAAACGUUUACGAAACUGUACAAUAAGUUUCCAUGAAAACGAAUAAUAAUUAUUAUAGGAAUACAUACAGGACAAACAUGUUCUUUACAUUAAUCCUUCUAUAUAUACAUAUAUAGAUGAAAAUAUAUAAUUAUGUCUAAAUUAUUUACGUAAAUAGAUUUUUUUUCCCAGCAAAUAAGUAAAACUUAGGUUGAAUGCUAUUAAUUUAUGAAGGUUCCUUUUCCUUUAACUGAAUCCGAAGGAACCUUUACAUGAAUAUUAAAAAAUAAGGAAAUAAGAAUUUACAUAAUAUGUACAUGACACUUAUUUAUUAUUAUUAUUUAAAUGAUUCCUCAUGUUUUCUACUAUAAUAAAAAAUAUAUUAAAUGUAUAAAAAGGUCAUGUUUAAAAAGUUGCUACUGGUCAACAUCAAGGAAAUAUUUUUAAUUUAUAGUUACCAUAUCCACAAAAAAAAAUGUUUUAUGUCGAAACGUGUUUAUUAUUUAAAUCUUAAAUUAGUUUAAGAUAGAUAUAUAAGUUUAUAGGUUAUUUGUAAUGAUAAUAAUAAUUAAAUAGCUUAUGACCUAAAUCAAACACUUGCUCUAGACAGCUCCCCAUCAGACUAUCAAAGACAAAGUCAACUAAAUUAUUUCUUAAUUUCAAUCUGAUAUAAACUAUUUCAUUGCCUUACUGCUUAUAUAACAUUUAAAAAACACUUCAAUCUUUUUUUUCUAUUUUAAAUGUAAGUUUUGAUCUGUGAUGUAUAUGUUUUGUAGCUUAAGGUUGUCAGGACCUAGAAUAUAAUAUAAAUUAAACCAUUAGUAAAACCUCAUAUCAAACAUAUAAACAAUUGUUAAACUAAAUAACAAAGUUAUAAAAAGAUAUUUCAACUUGAAAUUUAAUUGUUUACUAUUAUUAUUCUUGAAUAAAACCUUAUUAGUGUUAAACAUUAAACAUUUUAAUUUAUAAGCUAUAUAUUGGUAAAAAUAUUGUUAUUCUACUUUGCAGUUACGAAAUUCAGCAUAUUA